Molecule: messenger RNA, 2057 nt
Organism: Drosophila obscura
Lineage: Eukaryota; Metazoa; Arthropoda; Insecta; Diptera; Drosophilidae
Gene: Mvb12
Product: multivesicular body subunit 12A
Exons: 6
Coding region: 187-1263 (358 amino acids)
Biological process (GO): regulation of epidermal growth factor receptor signaling pathway; viral budding; endosome to lysosome transport via multivesicular body sorting pathway
Cellular component (GO): ESCRT I complex; cytosol
Source: RefSeq, a predicted model, not a curated record
UCACGGUCACGCUGAACCAAAUAUACAAAACAACAAAUCGGCAAAGUUGUAUCAGGAGGCUGUUCUGUUCUAUUAAAUGCAAUAUAACAGGCUCCGGCCUUUGGAACGCGUUCAUCAGAAGAAGACACAAACGGUGGAGCAGCUGCAGCGGAAGGAGAUCGGACAGCACAGAAGAAGACGAGCAGCAUGAACAAGGUCGGCAAGCACAUCCAAAGCGGCAUCUCGUCACUCGGCGGUGGCAGUCCUGUGGCCCUCUCGACAGCAACUCUGCUCGGCUCCCCGAUAGAUGGUGAAACUGGUGUGGCUGGACCGGGGGCUGGCAAUGCAACGAAUGUGUUCAACUCGAUCAUGAGCUUCCUGCCAGACAAUCGGCCCAUCACCUCGCUGCACAUUGUCGAGGACUUUGAGCGCUGCCCAAAGAACUUCAGUGCUAUUAAUCGCACCUAUGACCAGGAUGCUGACGCAGAUCUAUGGCGUGACUAUAGCAUAUUCGCGCGCCAAAAUACUCGCUAUCUGUGCCUCUCGAAGUCCGAGGGACUGCCCGACUAUGUGGUGGAGACGCUCCAAGUCAUUGCGGAUAAGACGACUCCGCCCAAGGAGUUCUCGCUGCUCUCGCGCACAGCCGACAGCGACCAGAAGGCCUGGCGGAAGCGACAGAUCGCCUACAAGCUGUCGAAGCGCGGCACUGUGACCCAAGCGGUGACCGACAUCAUUCUCUGCUCCAAGCUGAAGGUGGCACCCGAUGGCUUCAAGCUGGCCGGCGACAUCAACGGUGUGCUCAUCUGCUACAAGACGGGCACCAUUCCCGUCCGCCUGCCGCCGCCAGUUCCACCAGUAGCUGGCAGCAGCGGCGCCUUUGAGGUGGAGCAGGCCUUGAAUCGCCUCAACUUGCAGGGACAACGACACUCGCGUGGACCCCUACCGCAGCCACCAACCGAGCACCAUGACUAUGAGGAGAUUCAGGCAAAUUAUCAAAUCAGUUCGCCACAGCGCCCGGCCCCACCACGUCCAGCGGGCCCCAGUGCCGUUGGGGGAGGACGUGCAACCUAUGGCGGAACAGGUACACUAGGGACCUAUACAGAACUGGAGGGGGUUCCCUUUGUGAUGGACGUUAGGCUGCAGCGGAGUCAGCCAGGAACUGAUCUACCCAUACUGCCAGAGCUCACAACGCUGCUUAGAUCCUUGGACUAUGACUUUCAAUUGGAGCGUCAGGUCCUGUGCACCAUGAAGUCGUCAGCCUCGAAAAAUCCAUUCUUCAAGUAGAAAUCGAUAACAAACAAAUUCAAUCACAAAUGUCAACGUUUAGUCCGUAAGCUCCUCGUAGCCUGAAGCAGCAGCCGCAGCCGCCAUAGACGAUAGACGAUAGACGGACGCCCUAGAAAUUAUUUAAUUGCGAUUCAGUUUGGAUCGAUCGGAUAGGAUAGGAUCGUUGUGUGUGCGUGCGUGUAAUAAGUAUUCCUGUGCCUUCGAUGUCCCUCUUGCAUCCCCCUCAGUUAUAGUUGGAUGUGGAAACCAGUGGAAGCCAGCCAAGUGCAGCCACACAAACUUAAUAUACACCUAUAUUUACAUCAUUCAUCAUACAUCAUAAAUGAUGCAUGGAUGCAUCAUACUUAAUCCCCAGAAUUGUGAUCAGAGAAGAGCAAGCGAAUGAUGAGGUUCUUUUUGUUUUUUUUUUUUUUUUUUUCGUUAUGUGUGUACACAUGCACAUACAUAUAUAUGUAUGCAUAUAUUUACAUGAGAACAACCCAACCCAACUUCCCUCCAUGUACAACCAAAUCAAUUGCGUGCGUAUUUACGAGUUGAUGAAAUAUGCCCCCGUGCGUGUCGGACAAAUGAAUGUUAAAGUUUGAAACAAGUCUAGCAAACGCUAUCCAAUUGAUAAUUGAUAAUUCGAAUUCUAUUAUGUAUAACGAGUAUAUACCUAGUACAUACAUGCGCGCAUACACACACACACACACACACACAUAUAUCAAAUAUAUAUAGUACAUACACACAUGCAUACAUUUAUAUGUAGACCAGUUGGUCUUGGCAUAGAUUACAUUAAAUGGUAGCCUCUA